Molecule: messenger RNA, 961 nt
Organism: Topomyia yanbarensis
Lineage: Eukaryota; Metazoa; Arthropoda; Insecta; Diptera; Culicidae
Exons: 2
Coding region: 31-942 (303 amino acids)
Source: RefSeq, a predicted model, not a curated record
AUUAACGCCCGCUGGAGUGAGUGUUUCGUGAUGAUUAACCGGAUAGUAGGAGCACUAGUGCUCACAUCAAUAGUGGCAAACGUAGUGAUAGCGGAGACGGCAGUGCAACUCGCCGAAAGUAAACCUACCAUUCAAGCCGAAGCUCGUCAAGCUAUUGUACCAAACAUACCAGGCAGAUGGUGGCCCUAUGGUUGGGGUUGGGGCUGGGGCUGGGGCAUCGCCAUAUUUGUUCUUGCGAUCGUGAAAGGAUCCAUCCUUCUUGGCAUAUUCGUUAUCUGGGCCUUCUUCAAAAGCUUCGGUAGGAAAGGACAAGGCUGCGCACCGAUCAUCAUCCGCGAAUCACCACCACCGAUCUUCAACGAUUUUAAUCCUCACCAGCACCAUCCGUGGGAUCGAGUCGCUGGCGAAAAUGAGUACCCCGCCAGAAUGAAACGAUCGACCAAUUACACCGACUCUCAGCUGUACUGGACAGAUAUGGUGACCGAUCUGGGAUUCAGUUUCCUCGGUGUACACUCGAAAGAUUGCCGGAAGCGGUUCGUUUGCGAGGUCGACGUUCGCGCGCGACGCGAUCCAAUGCUGAGUUUUGCGAUGCGCCUGUUUGGAAGGGACAUCUUUCAACGGUAUCGAUCGGUCGGUGAUAAAAAAGCGAACAGUUUUGACGAGUGUUCGAAACUCUACAGCAAGUGCAAAAUGGGUGGUCCCUCGAUUACCUUCAAUGUAAUGGCGGGACAAACCGAUCCUCUGCUGGAUUAUGAUGAUUCGUUGCAGGAGGCGACGAAUAACGAAACAAUUGAUACAGUCGGGGAAGCUACUACUGAAGAAAACAGUUUAGAAGGAGAAACGACUGAAGCGACUACGACGACGACGAUUGCUACAAAUAUCCCACGGAAAAAGUAUGCUUACAAACGAAGACGGUUGUUCACGCAUAGGAAUUCGAAGUAAUCGAAUGUAGAAUAAGUUA